AUGGCCCGUCGCUCGUUCCCCAAUCCUAAGCCCAGGGCUGUCAAAGGAACUCGGGGCCGUCGACGGGAACUGGACAUCUAUUUGGCUGACGACCACGCUGCUGAACCUCAUUCCGGCGCUGCACCAUCACCAACCUCUGGUACUGCGACGCAUCGCGACAACAUGGCAGAACCAUCACCCGGCGUCGGGCACACCGAUUCCAUCGAUUCGCGCGAUGACCCGAACAAGCCGGUCGACAAGAAGAAGAAGAAGUCCAGGAGGCCUGCGAAUACUGCGUUCCGACAGCAGCGAUUGAAGGCGUGGCAACCCAUCUUGACCCCCAAGACGGUGAUCCCCAUCUUUUUCGUCAUCGGCAUCAUCUUUGCCCCCAUCGGCGGGGCCUUGCUCUAUGCCAGCGCGACGGUCAAAGAACUCCAGAUCGAUUACUCGACAUGCAACACCGACGCACCUAACACAACGGAUUCGCAACCCAUGCCGACAGACUUGAUCAAGGCGUCAUUCAAGACCGACAAACCAGCGAUCAAUGCACUUUGGCGCAGAGAGCUCACGAACCACACAUACCACGGGAGCUACGUCGUCGAGAACAUCACCAAAUGUAUCCUUACGUUCACCACGCCUGAGGACAUGGGGCCGCCCGUGCUGUUCUUCUAUCGCCUUACCAACUUCUACCAGAACCAUCGACGCUACGUGUCGUCCUUCUACGACAAGCAGCUCAAGGGGGACUCCGUCUCGGUUCAAGCCGUCAAGGACUCCAGUUGCUCGCCCUUGACAUCGGACGGCGACAAGGCCUACUACCCGUGCGGCCUCAUUGCUAACUCGAUGUUCAAUGACACGUUUGCCAGCCCCGUGCUGACCAACAAGCCUUCUCUGACCGAAACCAAAGUCAAUGAGACCUACGUCAUGCAGAAUUCCUCCAACAUCGCCUGGGAUUCCGACAACGCUCUCUAUGGAAACUUGCCCGCGGGUACCGAUUAUGACACCAUCCUACCACCGCCAAACUGGCAGAAGCAAUACAAGGACGGCAAAUAUAGUACCGAUUCGCCCCCUCCGGAUUUGAACAACAACCAACAGUUUAUGGUUUGGAUGAGAACUGCUGGUCUCCCGACGUUCUCCAAGCUUUACAUGCGAAAUGAUUCUCAUGCCAUGGAGGCUGGCACUUAUGACAUUGAAAUUCUCUCAGAGUUCCCGACUACCGAAUACCAGGGCACAAAGUCCAUCGUCAUCACGACUACGAGCCCCAUGGGAGGCAAGAACCCGUUCCUGGGUAUCCUCUACGUUGUAGUGGGCGGCCUGUGCAUUGUCCUUGGUGCCGUAUUCACCGUUACCCAUCUGAUCAAACCAAGAAAACUUGGCGACCACACCUACCUCUCAUGGAACAAGGUUUCGAAUAAUGCGGCCAAAUCUGGGCCAGGCGGUCCUGCCAUUGGCAUGUCUACGGGACGCGAUCUGGCUUAG
Molecule: messenger RNA, 1455 nt
Organism: Neoarthrinium moseri
Lineage: Eukaryota; Fungi; Ascomycota; Sordariomycetes; Amphisphaeriales; Apiosporaceae
Exons: 6
Coding region: 1-1455 (484 amino acids)
Cellular component (GO): endoplasmic reticulum; plasma membrane; Golgi apparatus
Source: RefSeq, a predicted model, not a curated record